Nycticebus coucang (slow loris) is the source of this 1075-nucleotide messenger RNA. It is a transcript of the gene PAX4, whose product is annotated as paired box 4. Gene Ontology annotation, biological process: anatomical structure development; regulation of transcription by RNA polymerase II. The record is from RefSeq and is a predicted model, not a curated record. Gene Ontology annotation, molecular function: RNA polymerase II cis-regulatory region sequence-specific DNA binding; DNA-binding transcription factor activity, RNA polymerase II-specific. NCBI's taxonomy places the organism in Eukaryota, Metazoa, Chordata, Mammalia, Primates, Lorisidae. Bases 95 to 1075 code for a protein of 326 amino acids. The transcript has 10 exons.
GCCUCUAAACAAGAAAAGAAGCUCCUAGAAGGAUCUUACCUCCCCAGUCUUCCCAGUUAGUUUCUUAUUCUUCUGUGGAGGGUCAACCUGGAGCAUGCAGCAGGAAGGGAUCAGCAGCAUGAAUCAGCUGGGGGGACUCUUUGUGAAUGGUCGGCCCCUGCCUUUGGACACCCGGCAGCAGAUUGUGCAGCUGGCAGUCAGCGGGAUGCGGCCUUGCGACAUCUCACGGAGUCUUAAGGUAUCUAAUGGCUGUGUGAGCAAGAUCCUAGGGCGUUACUACCGCACAGGUGUCUUGGAGCCCAAAGGUAUUGGGGGAAGCAAGCCCCGUCUGGCCACACCCCCUGUGGUGGCUCGAAUUGCCCAGCUGAAGGGUGAGUGCCCAUCCCUCUUUGCCUGGGAGAUCCAACACCAGCUUCGUGCUGAAGGGGUUUGCACCCAGGACAAGACUCCUAGUGUGUCUUCCAUCAACCGAGUCCUGCGGACACUGCAGGAGGACCAGGGACGGCCCUGGGAACAGCUCAGGUCACCAGCUGUUUUGGCUCUGGCUCCUCCCAAUCCCCAAAGUGGCUCUGAGGCUCCCCGGGGUCCCCACCCAGGGGCUGGCCACCGGAAUCGGACUAUAUUCUCCCCAGGCCAAGCAGAGGCACUGGAAAAAGAGUUCCAGCGCGGGCAGUAUCCUGAUUCCGUGGCCCGUGGAAAGCUGGCUGCUGCCACCUGUCUGCCGGAGGACACGGUGAGGGUCUGGUUUUCCAACAGAAGAGCCAAAUGGCGCCGGCAAGAGAAGCUCAAGUGGGAAAUGCAACUGCCAGGUGCUUCCCAGGGUCUGACUGUACCAAAGGUUUCCUCAGGGAUCAUCUCUGCACAGCAGGCCUCUGGCAGUGUGCCCACAGCAGCUCUGCCUGCUCUGGAACUACUGGAUCCCUCCCGCUGUCAGCUAUGCUGGGCAAUAGCACCAGAUGGGUUUCUGAGUGACACUCCACCCCAAAUUGGACUCAAACCUUGGGACUGUCGCCACUUCCUCCUUCCUGUGGUCUCCCCUUCAUGUGUGUGGACUUUGCCUGGCCCUGCCACCUGA